AUGGAGAGGCUUGGAUUUGGGAAUAUGUAUGUUCAUAUUGCAACCUUUCUCCUCUUUUGUAUGGCUUCUUUCUGGAUUUUCAACUUGGCUGCCAUUAAUAUUGAUAACGAGACUGUCAGGGAAGCUUUAGUACUUACUGGUGUUAUACUUUGUGCAUUUGUUUUGCUAUAUGGCGGCUUCUGGAGGAUUCAAAUAAGAAAGAGAUUUAAUUCGCCAACUUAUACCUUCUGUUUUGGUAAACCAGCAGUUACUGAUUGCACACUGUGGCUAUGUUGUUGGUGGUGCUCGCUAGCUCAGGAAGUUCGAACUGGGAAUUCUUAUGAUAUUGUGGAAGAUAAGUUUUACAGGAAAGACAUGGACAGUAAUAAUCAUCUGCAGCCUUCACCUCAUGAAGAUGUUUCUAGCACAAGUUCUCCACUUGGCAACAACCAUAGCUCAUCCAAGACUUUGAUAGCAAAUUCUCCAAGUCCUAGCAGAGUUUCAAAUGUGUAUUAUAAUCCAGAUAGGCAGAUUUCUACUGUAAAAGAAGAGUCUUCUACAGAAGCCAAGGAUAAGACUAUGACUCCGCCAUCUCUGUCAUUGAUAGAAAGAGAAGCCGCUUAGCUGGUACACAGUUUAGAUAGCAUUCUUUUUUAUAGGUAUGAAUUGAUGUGGAAUGACAUUGUAAAUUUUAAAUGUCUCAUGAGUGACUACAAUAAAAUACUUACCUGCAUCUUUUACAGA
Molecule: messenger RNA, 723 nt
Organism: Hevea brasiliensis (rubber tree)
Lineage: Eukaryota; Viridiplantae; Streptophyta; Magnoliopsida; Malpighiales; Euphorbiaceae
Exons: 1
Coding region: 1-603 (200 amino acids)
Biological process (GO): sesquiterpene biosynthetic process
Molecular function (GO): cyclase activity
Source: RefSeq, a predicted model, not a curated record